Molecule: messenger RNA, 1235 nt
Organism: Canariomyces notabilis
Lineage: Eukaryota; Fungi; Ascomycota; Sordariomycetes; Sordariales; Chaetomiaceae
Product: electron transfer flavoprotein, beta subunit
Exons: 2
Coding region: 288-953 (221 amino acids)
Biological process (GO): amino acid catabolic process; fatty acid beta-oxidation using acyl-CoA dehydrogenase
Cellular component (GO): mitochondrion
Molecular function (GO): electron transfer activity
Source: RefSeq, a predicted model, not a curated record
CUCCACAUCCGGCCAUUGAAGCGCAGAACCUCGCCAUGUCAGCCCUACGAAUAUUGGUACCCGUAAAGCGGGUGAUUGACUAUGCGGUAUGUAUGCGAUUGGAAUUGGGUGCCGGCCUCAAAUGAUGGCCAAUCCAUUGUUCCAUAUCCGCCUUCCGCUUACGCUCGGUCCAAUCCCAUGUGAAAGACCUGUCGUGCUGAUCAUCACCGUCUUCUUCCCGGAUACAGGUCAAACCGCGCGUCAACAAGGCGCAGACGGGCGUCGAGACGGCCGGCGUCAAGCACAGCAUGAACCCCUUCGAUGAGCUCUCAGUCGAGGAGAGCGUCCGCAUCCGCGAGAAGAAGAGGGCUCCCGGCGGCGUCGAGGACAUCUGCGUUGUGAGCGCCGGCCCGCCAAAGGCACAGGACAUACUGCGCACCGCCAUGGCCAUGGGCGCGGACCGGGCCAUCCACGUUGAGGUGAAGGAGGGCGAGGAGCUGGAGCCGCUGAGCGUGGCCAAGCUGCUCAAGGCGGCCGCGGAGCAGGAAAAGAGCAACCUGGUAAUCCUCGGCAAGCAGAGCAUUGACGAUGAUGCCAACCAGACGGGCCAGAUGCUGGCCGGGUUAUUGGGGUGGCCGCAGGCGACGCAGGCGAGCAAGGUCGAGUUUGGCGAGGGGGACUCGGUCAGUGUCACGCGCGAGGUCGACGGCGGCGUCGAGACGGUGCGCGCCAAGCUGCCCAUGGUCAUCACCACCGACCUGCGCCUCAACGAGCCGCGGUAUGCGAGCCUGCCCAACAUUAUGAAGGCUAAGAAGAAGCCGCUCGAGAAGAAGACGUUGGCCGACUUUGGGAUUACGGCCGAGAAGAGACUCAAGGUGCUCAAGGUUACUGAACCCCCUCCGAGGCAAGGCGGCGGCAAGGUGGAGGAUGUUGAUGGCCUUAUUUCUAAGCUGAAAGAGCUCGGCGCUAUCUAGUCUAGAGCAACUGUCGCAUUAAAUCUGUACCGCUACACAACCCCCUUGCGGCGUUAUGCCAACCAGGUUAUGCCCCAUUCCGCUGCGUAUCGACCAACUCAGGAGUGCAAUCUACGCACAGAAUCUUGCACUAGACCGUGGCGGCUCGACAACUGGACAGCGAUCAACAGGGUACGUCACCCCGCAUCACGGCAUCUGACGUCCAUGUUCGCCGAUUCCCCUGUGUCCAGAGAGGGAAAAUGAGAUUGUAGAUACAUAUAUCCUAGUAUCCACUAUGUUCCA